CAUCAUCAUUAAUUAUGUUGACUUGGGCCUGGGCCUGGGCCAAUAGAGCGAAAUUACAUAUUUAAGGGAGGAGUAGCCAAAGGAAGAAGAACAAUAGCCGAAACCUAAUUGCCGACGACCAUGAUGCCGAACCUGAGAUCUUUGGUUGCGAAGGCUUACCGCGUUCGUCAAGGACGUGCUUUCUGUUCCUCCUCCGCAUCCUCCUCAGCUCCUAAUCCUAUCGGCGACAAAGGAAAAGGAUUGAACUUUACGCCAUUCUUGGAUGUUACUAGUACUAUUGCCGUCUGGUCUACUGUUGGAUAUGUGCUUCAAUUUGGUUGGGAAAUGUCGAAGAUCUUAAAGAUCAAGCGAAAUUCGGACAUUGACACGGAAAAAUAUGAAAUUGAGAUGGAACGUUUUCGUGAGCAACUGCUCCGUCGCAUCAGUGAAUGAAAUGUAUUUAUUUGCAAUAUCUUACUUGUUUGUCUGGUGUUUGUAAUUUCCGACUUUGUUAACACUAAAAUAAAUGAUUGCUUUUUGAAUUCGCAUGGCGAGUUGUUUCUAAGCUUAGUCUGUUUAUGAGAUACUUUUUUUUUUAA
Raphanus sativus (radish) is the source of this 578-nucleotide messenger RNA. RefSeq lists its product as uncharacterized. The transcript has 5 exons. The record is from RefSeq and is a predicted model, not a curated record. Bases 121 to 432 code for a protein of 103 amino acids. NCBI's taxonomy places the organism in Eukaryota, Viridiplantae, Streptophyta, Magnoliopsida, Brassicales, Brassicaceae.